CCCCUUCCGCUCUAGGGAAAAACUAGCUCCCAGGUCGUCUUCCGGCGGGAGCUGUGCUGCUCCUUAUCAUGGGGACAAUUCAUCUCUUUAGAAAACCACAGAGAUCUUUUUUUGGCAAGUUACUACAGGAAUUUAGACUUGUAGCAGCUGACCGAAGGUCCUGGAAGAUACUGCUCUUUGGUGUAAUAAAUUUAACAUGUACUGGCUUCCUGCUUAUGUGGUGCAGUUCUACGAACAGUAUAGCUUUAACUGCCUAUACUUACUUGACCAUAUUUGACCUUUUUAGUUUAAUAACAUGUUUGAUAAGUUACUGGGUAAUGAUGAGGAAACCUAGCCCUGUCUAUUCAUUUGGAUUUGAAAGAUUAGAAGUCUUGGCUGUAUUUGCCUCCACAGUCUUGGCACAACUGGGAGCGCUCUUUAUAUUAAAAGAAAGUGCAGAACGCUUUCUGGAGCAGCCCGAGAUACACACGGGAAGAUUAUUAGUUGGUACUUUUGUGGCUCUUUCCUUCAACUUGUUCACAAUGCUUUCUAUUCGGAAUAAGCCUUUUGCUUAUGUCUCUGAAGCUGCUAGUACGAGUUGGCUUCAAGAGCAUGUUGCAGAUCUUAGUCGAAGCCUGUGUGGAAUUAUUCCAGGACUUAGCAGCAUCUUCCUUCCCCGAAUGAAUCCAUUUGUUUUGAUUGAUCUUGCUGGAGCAUUUGCUCUUUGUAUUACAUAUAUGCUAAUUGAAAUUAAUAAUUAUUUUGCUGUGGACACUGCUUCUGCCAUAGCCAUUGCUCUGAUGACAUUUGGCACUAUGUAUCCCAUGAGCGUGUACAGUGGCAAAGUAUUACUGCAGACAACGCCACCCCAUGUUAUUGGUCAGUUGGACAAACUUAUCAGAGAGGUAUCUACCUUGGAUGGAGUUUUAGAAGUUCGAAAUGAGCAUUUUUGGACCCUAGGUUUUGGCUCACUGGCCGGAUCAGUGCAUGUAAGAAUUCGACGGGAUGCAAAUGAACAAAUGGUUCUUGCUCAUGUGACCAACAGGCUGUACACUCUAGUGUCUACUUUGACCGUUCAAAUUUUCAAGGAUGAUUGGAUUAGACCUGCCUUACUGUCUGGGCCUGUUGCAGCCAAUGUCCUAAACUUUUCAGAUCAUCACAUAAUUCCAAUGCCUCCUUUAAAGGGUACUGAUGAUUCAAACCCUGUUACAUCGACUCCAGCUAAACCUAGUAGUCCACCUCCAGAAUUUUCAUUUAACACCCCUGGAAAAAACGUGAGCCCAGUCAUUCUACUCAACACCCAAACAAGACCUUCUGGUUUGGGUCUUAAUCAUGGACACACACCUUACAGUAGUAGCUUGCUUAAUCAAGGACUUGGAGUUCCAGGAAUUGGAGUAACCCAAGGAUUCAGGACUGGUUUUACAAAUAUGCCAAGUAGAUACGGAGCUAACAAUAGAACUGGACAACCAAGACCAUGAUGUACUGCAAUCUAACUUAUUUUUAUGAGGAACAUUGACUCCUUGAUUCCAUUUUAUUUACUAAUCCAGCUGUGCACCGACUGUUCAAUCGUUUACUCUAAAUGAUAGAGAAUAGUAGGUUUGUUCACAUUACAUGAAACUGAUGAAAGUACCUUUUUGUAAAUGUAUUUGGGGCUGUGAGAACCUUCUAAAUGUUAUAGGGUUUGAAAUUUAGGCUUCCUUUAGAAAGCGUGUUUCUCUGAAUUUAAAUUUUGUUAUUUGCUUUUGUAGUUGAUUGCAGUGUGAUAGACAUUAUAAGAGAACCACUUGAUGGAGCAAAUCUGUCACAUUAUUAAAAGUAUAAUAUUUUCUUCAAUGAAAUUUAUAAACAUGCUUCUUGAAUAAUGACAUACAUUUUAAGAAUGGAAAAAAACAUCCAUUCUGAAAGUAAAAGUCUCUUUUAUAGUUUUCCAAACUUAAUUGCUACAUUUUUUUUGAGGUCCUCUUGAUUUAUGUCUUGCAAAAGAAAGAAAAAGUUUUUAUCAAAAAUUUUAAAGCAUAUUCUGUCUAGCAUAAUUUGAAAUUUUUAAUUAUCAAAAAUUUUUUAGUUUUUUCAUUAAAAUAUUUCAGUACACUUAUAAAUAGUCUGUGGUUCUCAAAGUGUUUUAUUUUGGUUAAAUGAAUACCAAAUCCUUUGGUAAUGUGCAGUGAAGGAAUCCAGUUUUCUAUAUAACAUAUAAUCAAAUUGAUAUAAUGAAACAAAAACAAACCCCCAAAGUACUGACAUAAUGAUGGAAUUUAUCUUUUUUGUCACCUUUCCAUUGGUUGACUUUACUCUCUCACUUUAUUAACAAAAUAUAUCAGAUAUAUUACCAAAAUAUAUACAAUUCCAUGCAUAAUGUGGGAUUUGAUAUCUUUUCAAAGUUGGAUAAACAAUUUGAGUUAACAUUAUAUAAUUUUACCAAAACAUAAUAGAUCCUACGUUAUAGAGUACAGUAUUGUUAUAUCUGUAACAGGCAAUUUCCAACUUAUUUUGUUUUGCUUUGUCAAAAUCAUAAAUUGUUAACUGUGA
Prionailurus viverrinus (fishing cat) is the source of this 2508-nucleotide messenger RNA. It is a transcript of the gene SLC30A6, whose product is annotated as solute carrier family 30 member 6. Gene Ontology annotation, cellular component: membrane. Gene Ontology annotation, biological process: monoatomic cation transport; transmembrane transport. The transcript has 14 exons. The record is from RefSeq and is a predicted model, not a curated record. Gene Ontology annotation, molecular function: monoatomic cation transmembrane transporter activity. NCBI's taxonomy places the organism in Eukaryota, Metazoa, Chordata, Mammalia, Carnivora, Felidae. The coding region runs from base 69 to 1457 and encodes 462 amino acids.